AUGGAGAAGAAAAAGAUAACUUGUGGCAAAUCUGUUGAACAACAACAAGCAGAACUUGAGUUUUACUUACCCGAAGAGUGCUGGGAGCAUGUAUUGACAUUCCUCAUCAAUUCGGUCAAGCAGUUCGAUAUCACCAAGCCGGCCAACCCGUUCCAUGUCUUCCCAUUCCCCACUGAUUCGCUCGACUGCAAAAUCAAAGACAAUUUUGAAUCUCUAUCUCUCGUCUCAAAACACUUCCUCGCCCUCGCCAACCGUCUCAUAUUCUCUAUCAGAAUUAAUCAUCUACACUUUUGUCAUCUCCCUCUUUUCUUUCAUAGAUUCUCCAACCUUAAUUCCCUUCACCUCUCCUUCGACUCCUCCCAUGAUCUUGACUAUGCAGCCAUUGCUUUGACUCUCUGUGACAUAUCAACAUUGAAAUCUUUAUAUAUUUUUUGGAUUGACUUAAACGAUGCAAACUAUAUUACUUCCCAUUACAUUGAUUCCUUCCUAAGUUUCAAUGGUUUGAAUUCUCUUAAGUUUGAGUCUUCUCAAAUAUCUUAUUAUUUGCUUUCCUCUAUUGCAACAGAAGCUCUUCCUUUCAAGAAUUUUGUUCUUCAAAAUUGUACCGGCUAUAGUUUUCAAGGAAUUUAUAGUUUCUUAUCUAAGUGCAGUGGGAUAAAACAUUUGGGUAUUCAAGGUGAUGAUUUUCUAACUAAUCAUCAUGUUUUUCGGUUGUUUUUGCUUCUUCCUGAUUUGACAUCGGUAAAUCUUAGUAAAUGUUCCAAGCUCAGACCAUCAGUUUUGUUUGCACUCGUUAAGAACUGUCGUUCACUUGGUGAGAUCACAAUGAGAUGCAUAUAUAUGGAUGAUUUCGAGAGUGUAGAAAAUUAUGAUAUUUUUAUAGAUUUUGAUGUGAACCCUCAAUUCAAGUUUCUAGAUUUGGCUAACAAUUACUUUAUUGACGACGAGACCAUUAUAUUGUUUGCUUCCGUUUUCCCCAAUUUACAACUUCUCGAUUUAAGUUACUGCCCUAACAUAUUUAAAAAAGAAAAGGGAGUGAUGAGCGUGAUUGAAAACUGCACACAAUUGGAGACAAUCGAUUUGUCAAGCUGUGUUAAAGUGAAUGCUGAUGUUGUUGUCUCAAUGCUUUCAUCAAGGCGAUCUUUCGAAAAUUAUGGUGGUUCUUUUUAUUUUGAGACAUAA
Messenger RNA from Vicia villosa (hairy vetch), 1182 nucleotides. RefSeq lists its product as uncharacterized. NCBI's taxonomy places the organism in Eukaryota, Viridiplantae, Streptophyta, Magnoliopsida, Fabales, Fabaceae. The record is from RefSeq and is a predicted model, not a curated record. Bases 1 to 1182 code for a protein of 393 amino acids. The transcript has 2 exons. Gene Ontology annotation, cellular component: SCF ubiquitin ligase complex. Gene Ontology annotation, biological process: SCF-dependent proteasomal ubiquitin-dependent protein catabolic process.